Messenger RNA from Solea solea (common sole), 2082 nucleotides. It is a transcript of the gene asb6, whose product is annotated as ankyrin repeat and SOCS box containing 6. NCBI's taxonomy places the organism in Eukaryota, Metazoa, Chordata, Actinopteri, Pleuronectiformes, Soleidae. The coding region runs from base 18 to 1337 and encodes 439 amino acids. Gene Ontology annotation, cellular component: BRCA1-BARD1 complex. The transcript is spliced from 6 exons. Gene Ontology annotation, molecular function: protein binding. The record is from RefSeq and is a predicted model, not a curated record. Gene Ontology annotation, biological process: protein ubiquitination; intracellular signal transduction.
UUGUGAGGAGCAGAGCCAUGCCUUUCCUGCAUGGGUUUCGACGGAUCAUUUACGAGUACCAGCCCCUGGUGGAUGCUGUGAUGUGUGUUCUUGGGCUGGAGGAAGGAGACAGUGACAGUCAGGAGGACGGAGUCAUAAGCCCGGAGGACAAGUCUGGUCCCUGUAGUUCUCUGGUAGAGCUUCUGGAGCGAGAGUCUCAGUCUGAGGUGUUUGUUGAAGGCAUCAGCUAUGCUUUGUUUAAGGUGGCAGAGAAGGGACUGGUGCCCGCUGCUGAAAUCCUUCUGCGCUACGGAGCUUUUCUCAACUUUGAAGACCCAGUGUCCUACUACAAUCCCCUACAUAUAUCAGUUUUGCGAAACAAGCCAGAAAUGGUGAAGCUGCUGGUCGGACGUGGAGCAGACAUCGAAAAGAGGGACCGGGUCCAUGAGAGCAGUCCCCUGGAUCUUGCCACUGAAGAGCCGGAGCGACUGCUCUGCCUGCGCACGUUGCUGGACUUGGGCGCUGACGUUAACGCAAGAGAUAAAUAUGGAAAAACACCUCUGCUCCAUGCGUUGGCAUGCAGUGAUGGCCUCAUAGUGCACAACACAGAGAACAUCCAACUUCUUCUUCAGAGAGGAGCUGACACGGGUGCCGUCACUGAAGACGGUGAAACCGUGGAGUCCUCGUUGGUGUUCCUGGUGAAGGAGGCUCUGGAGGCCAGCGAGGAGGACGCCGCCGAGAUCGGCAACUUCUGCGUGAAAACCGCGCGGCUGUUGCUGACUCACGGGAUGGACCCCAGCUACUGCAAGAAAGAAGACUUUGAGCCCUCGCUGACACACACAACCCUGGAGCACUUUGACCACCUCUUUCCUUUGGCUGUGCUGUUGAUCCAGAGCGGAGCGUCUCUGGUUUGCUCCCAUCACGGCAACUCCUGCUGGUCAGGCUACAGCCUCCUUUUCCAGCGGCUGCAGACGGCCCUGCAGCACUGCUCUGAGCAGAGUCACGCCUCCGAGCUCCUGGAGCAGGCUGAGAUGUUGCUCGACUUGGCGAGGGUGAACUUCCCCACGCUGCACGUGCCUCUCAGGGUGGAUCUCCCCGCGCCCGGCCGGGACCCUCACCCCUACGCUCAGGCUCUUGCGGACCUGCACGACCACGCCGUGGAGCGUGACGCCGGCCCUCCGCCGCUGCAAAGCCUUUGCAGGAUUUUCAUCAGGUCCCACCUGGAGCCGUGGCCCCUGGAAGACAAAGUGAAAGCCUUGCCAUUACCAGACCGACUGAAAGACUUCCUGCUGCCUGAGCUUCAGUAUACACCAAAGCCUGGCUGGGACUGCUUCAAGCCCCAGCAGAGCCAACGCUGAUAGCCUAAACCCACUGGCUCGUUUUUUUGUUCUUCCUAUAAUUUCAAAUGGAAAAACCUAACAGGCGUGAUAUCAUUUGAAGAUAUUGCCUGGGGACAUGUACAUAUGUUAAUCUGAGCCUAACAAACCAUCAAAGCCUAUCUUCAAUUCUCAUUUUUGCGUCGUCGGUGCCAAAUGUACAGGCACAAGAUGUGUAUAUGUUUACUUUUAACAUAUAAAUUGAUUGUAUUUUGAAGUGUAGCGUACGUUCACUUCACAGAAAAUGAAUGCGCACGCUCAAUUAUGUGUAAAAAAAGAAGUUGCAGCACAAAAUGGAAGCCACCAGAUGGCAGUGUUGCUCCUGCAUAUCAAAAGUGGCUCAGACACCAGGGUCAGAGAUUUAGUUAUUCUCAGUGCAGCCUAUUAAAGUUGUUCUAGCGCAGCAGAGUCCAUCUAUAUUUUAUCUCCUCAACGUGAUGGUGAUGUUUUUGGGGGAUGAAAUGAAAUCUUCUCGCUUUCUUUUUUUUGGACCAUUAAAAUAGUCGUGUGUUUCAGUAACGGCGUCCUGAUCAUUUAUAGCGUCUUAAAGAUGUUUUUGCCAAUUAUUGUUUUCAAUUGACCAGAUAGUGGCAGUGCAGCACUGACUGCGAGCCCCGUAUCUGUUAAAGGGGGUAAAAAUUGCAUUUCCCUCAGGGUUGUGUGCAUAAACCAAACAUCAGUUGAGAGAAUGCUUAAAAGAAAGUGGAAUAAAAAUGUGCAGAAAGCG